ACGUAGGCGUGGUCAGGAGCAACAUUGGUCUGCAGUUCUCGCUUUUCUUCGCUUCACCACGUUUCGUGUGUGUUUCAACCACGCCACCAGACGCGUUCGAGCGCAUUCCGAACCAACCUCCACAUCGCUUCCACGCCGCUCCUCACUCACAACAGCCUCUCAAGCCGCCAAGGAGCCCGUCAGCCACCAAACCUUAUCAUCUCCCGGUAAUCUGACGCCCCAACUCCACGCCUUCGACGCGCUCGAACAAAUGGACGGAGGCGCGUUUGGCGACGGAUUUCGCAACCAGCUGCUGGACGAGGAUGCGCAGUAUGACCGUCUGAGUUCUGUGUACUCGCCGGACGACGAGGGCUCGCUCUACGACCAUUUGGCGCCACAAGAGAGCGCCAAGGGUGUCAGCCGGUUGAGCGUGGCGGGAGAUCCCGGCAGUCCAAUUGGCUACGUUGUAGCAGGUGCGCAGCAACCGGCGCGGGUCGAGCCUCAGUGGCAGUACUCGGGGAUUGCGCAGUCGGUGGAGAGUGUGCUGGAGUCGAGAGGCGGCGAGCCGGUGCGUUUUCCGUCGCCUGGAAAAUUGAGGGAAUCCUCUACACAACAGGGUGGCGUCAACCCGGCGUUUGCUGAUUUUGCUGCCGCUAAUGCGGCGGGUGGGGCUCUGUCUGCACGGCUGACUGACAAGGGGGUUCUCACUGACAGGGGGGUUCAUUUUGCGUCAGCUGAUGGACAGUCACCUGAGGCUCAGAUGUCGCCAAGUGUGAGUGACAGCAAGUGGAAGAUUAGUAGUGAUGAGAGGAAGAGAUAUGAGCAGCAGUUUCAUACUCUGAAGACGUCGAGUGGGUAUUUGUCGGGACGAGAUGCUCGUGAGUUUUUUCUGAAAUCAAAGCUUCCGAAUUCGGAGUUGUCGGCUAUUUGGAAAUUGUCUGAUUUGGAUGAAGAUGGGAAGUUGUCGAUUGGUGAAUUUUGUGUGGCUGUACAUAUUGUUAUACAUAGAAGAAGGGGGGAUGAAAUACCGGCUGUUUUACCAGCUGUGCUAUGGCCGAAAAAAUCAGAGCAGUUUGAUAUCGAGUCUGCUUUUAAUGAGCUCGGAUCAUCAGCAGCACAACGAAUAUCCGCUGAGGCUUUCCAGCCUGUUCCGACCAGAAAAGACAGCGCGAUGACUCUCUUAUCACCAGGACAAGGAACCACCAACGUGCCAACAUCAAAUGACGUGCAAGUAGGAACCACAUCUAAACAAACACCUAAGAAACCGAUGAAUAUGGCAGCGCCGGUUGCAGAAGUCCAGAUGCAAAGUCCACACCAUCGACGUCAGUCUGAUCCAUUAUCUCAGGCCUCUCACUCAAAAGUGUCAGGAAAUCUAGUGCGAGAAUCAAAACCUCUCGUUCUUGAGAACCCGUUGGCUCAAAUGGGACUUCCUCUUCCGCCGUCGAAAGACAAACCACUGCCUGCAAUUCCAGGAAUUGCGAUGUCAGACGUGAAUGAGACGGAUGGUAAUCCGUCUGUUAGUCGGGAAAGUUUGAGUCCAGAGAAUGAGGAGUUACCUCUAAUGCCACCUUUGUUACCGAUGAAAAAGAAAGUGAGUCAGAGCAUCGGAAUCGGCAAGCAUGUGACUGAGACUUCCACCAGUAAGUUUGUUCCUCCAAAGUCGCCGACGUUAGAAAACCUGACUGUGACCGAUCUGCCUCCUCCGCCAAUCGAGAAGCCUGUGGACUUGCUAGCCGGCGAUACAAAGAUGCAGUUUGUGAUGGAUAAAUUGGCUGCGCCAUCUCUUCCUCCAAAGAAGAAAUCGAGCACGAGCAACAUCAAACGCAGCAAGAGUCAGAGAGAUCGACAGUCGAACUCGCAGUCGAAGCUGAAACGCAGAGCGUCGAAAGAAGCUGCUGGAUACUCACAGCUUGACGACGAUGCUUGCUCAUUGGGAGAUGCCUCGCCUGGUGCAUCUGUAGACGCACAUAUGUUACAAACACAUGCUCUACAGCCUACUGUUCAUGAUUUAGUGAGUGUUGUGGCACCCGUUGUUAGGGUAACGCAAUCUCCUGUUGUUGGCCGGUCAAGCAAUCAAGACGAGACGGAUUGGCGGAAGAAAGGACAUUCUCGGUCGUCGUCGCUUGAUCUUAAUGUCGUAAUGAAGAGUCAGGAGUUUGAUGAAAUGAAGACAGAUACUCAGCCAUUCACGGAUUUGCCUCCAACUCCACCACCUAAAGACUUUCCGGCUGUUCUUCCUAAACGUAAAUCGCGGAAACAUGCGCCUGAACCGCCAUCACCGAUGCUUGAGGUGAAGCAGCCGAGUCCUGGCAAGAGAAAAGGGCACAAAAAAUCAGCUUCACUGGAUAUUCUUUCGUCAAGUCCUGAUAUAAGAGACAUAACGAGGCAUAUUCGGUCGAUGACGCCGGACAGUCAGACUUCGAUUGGUGCUUCUCCUGCUGUUGAGAUUCAUACGAUUACACAAAAACCUGUUGUGAGAGAGAAGAAGAAAGCACCGCCAAUACCUCCUAGUCCUUAUAAGAAAAAGAGCCAGACUGAUAUGUCGUUGGAAGCAACUAUUGCAAAGGAUUCAUAUGCGUCUGUCAACAAAACAAAGAAGGACAAGGCGACACUAGAGGAAGAAAUCAGACAACUGAAAAACAGAUUCCUUGAGCUCAAGAGACUCAACACUGAUCUACACAGUCGUCUCAUGGAGUUGAAGGAGCAACGAAGCAGCUUGCAGGUCGAGAAAGAGAUUUUGGAACAGAGCAGAAGUGACAUACAACAGUAGUCACUCUAUCAAUACAGAGACACAGUGAGGUAAUUCAGACUUCGUCGCUCGCCUUUGUCACAUGUUAGUUUCGUAGUGUAGCAAUACGGGUGAUUGGUAAUUUAUUAGUUAAUACACAGAUUCUCAGUAGAUUAA
Corticium candelabrum is the source of this 2884-nucleotide messenger RNA. Its product is annotated as ralBP1-associated Eps domain-containing protein 1-like. The transcript is spliced from 11 exons. Gene Ontology annotation, biological process: endocytosis; endosomal transport. Gene Ontology annotation, cellular component: plasma membrane; cytoplasm. NCBI's taxonomy places the organism in Eukaryota, Metazoa, Porifera, Homoscleromorpha, Homosclerophorida, Plakinidae. The record is from RefSeq and is a predicted model, not a curated record. Gene Ontology annotation, molecular function: protein binding; calcium ion binding. The coding region runs from base 251 to 2749 and encodes 832 amino acids.